Psilocybe cubensis is the source of this 1371-nucleotide messenger RNA. RefSeq lists its product as uncharacterized. NCBI's taxonomy places the organism in Eukaryota, Fungi, Basidiomycota, Agaricomycetes, Agaricales, Agrocybaceae. The record is from RefSeq and is a predicted model, not a curated record. The coding region runs from base 1 to 1371 and encodes 456 amino acids. The transcript has 8 exons.
AUGUCUCCCAGUGCCCUAAUCGCUCACAGAUACAGACUUUCUACCCAGAAGGAAAGUCUACGUAUGCAAAUAUCUACAACAGCCUACCAGAUCUCAAGUGAACGGCCAGUCGCUGACACAUGGUCAAGAUCUGUGACAUUUGAAGACGAAGUCGAGGACAAAGAUAGGAAGCUGAAACAGAGACUGGAGGAGUCAUCCAUUGUUCGUCACAUACUCUGCAAUAUACCUCCUACCAUCAUCGACCACACGGAACAAUCGGUCGACAUACUCGAAGAUAAUGCCCGGCAUGCAAGUAACUACCCUGCACUGUCUUUGGUGCAUUUAAUUAUCCUAGGUUUUGCCGGAAUAUUCAACGCGCCAUGGCCGAAAAUUGUUCUGCAAGGACUCGCGCAGCAUCUUUGGCGACUCAUCGGCUUCUACGUCGUUAUGUUGACGUAUAUCUGCGAAUACAUCGACAACAUUCGAAAGUCGAGAGUCGACCCGAAGACAAUGGUCCCACAAAAGGUCUUUUCCCCGUCUGCAUUCCAAGAAUAUGUUAACCAUACGAACGACGAAAGGAAUCACCCAAUGACGAAAGCAGCUAUGGAUGUUACACAUCGUCUCUUACUGAGGCUUGAGGCCAUCAAGGCAAGCUCAAUAGCUACAGAAUGGCGAUCACGGUACGACGACCCCCAGUUUCUUGCUUCCGUUGACAGACGGUUCAGCUGGCAAUGGAAUGACCCGGCAGACCCAAUAUUUCAUCAUCUUGGACCUAGACCGGUCAACGUCACGGUCAUACAUUCAACAUUCCCAUGUUCUGCUCCCCACAUCGUGAUACAUGGUACAGAGCCCAACGACCCAUGGACGUUAUGGGGAAAUUCAACAGGCGUCCAAGAUUGUGCAUAUGGCAAUGCUCUGGUUGUUAUAUCUACUAAAACCAAAGGUGUUCCAUUGGCUUACAUCAACACUCCUGGCGAUGAAACCGACAGUUAUUCGAGCAUUCUCGCUUCCCCCGAUCAUGAUGAAUUUGGUGUCUCCGAAGAUGGCUCCUCCUUCUGUUCUAAUACUUCAGGCCCUGGCACUCCAACAGAAUUGCAGAGGGUUGGUAGUGGCUUCUUCUCCGAGGCAAUUGAUGAAGAUCUUGUUAAAUGUCGCUAUGAAAGCUAUUCAGCAUAUAUAUCUGGGCUCCACAACGACAUCGCUAUCAAUACUGCAGAGGAUGAUCCAAAUUCUUUGUAUACCCCAUCACAUACAUCAUCGGGCAAAUUUUAUAUUGCAGAUGAUGAUGAUGAAGAUGAAGAUGAAGGGCCACCUGAAUAUGACGAGUGGUACAUCUCAAUCGCCAAUCGUACUGGAUUAACUGAACAAACAGGAACAGAUCUAUCUACAUAA